CAAACAGUCCUAAUCCGCUUGUGGGCGCGACUCGUGACUAAAUGUCGAUCCAAAACUUAAAUACUCGCGAUCCUUUUGCGGAUGCCUCGAAGGGCAACGACGAUGAUAUCCAGGACGGACUCAUCCACAUUCGCAUACAGCAGCGGAAUGGUCGCAAAACUUUGACCACUGUCCAGGGACUGUCGCAGGAGUAUGACCUGAAGAAGAUUGUGCGCACCUGCAAGAAGGAGUUUGCCUGCAAUGGUACUGUCGUCGAGCACCAGGAGUACGGCGAGGUUAUACAGCUUCAGGGCGACCAGCGGGAGAACAUUUGCCAGUGGCUGACCAAGGCCGGAUUGGCCAAGGCCGAUCAGCUGAAGGUUCAUGGCUUUUAAGCAGGUAGCGCAAGGGGGAGAAAAAAUCCAAAAUCCAAAAUCAAUCCAGCAGAUCAAGAGUUAUACAAUACAACAAGAGGAAGCCACCAACAAUAGACCCUUCCUUUUGAGAGUAAAUAAUUGUAUAUCAUAUCAUAUCAUAUCAUACAUCAAAUUAAAUGUGCGCGGUGCAACUAAA
Molecule: messenger RNA, 552 nt
Organism: Drosophila guanche
Lineage: Eukaryota; Metazoa; Arthropoda; Insecta; Diptera; Drosophilidae
Product: eukaryotic translation initiation factor eIF1-like
Exons: 1
Coding region: 42-374 (110 amino acids)
Biological process (GO): translational initiation
Cellular component (GO): eukaryotic 43S preinitiation complex
Molecular function (GO): RNA binding; ribosomal small subunit binding; translation initiation factor activity
Source: RefSeq, a predicted model, not a curated record